This is a messenger RNA of Brassicogethes aeneus, 496 nucleotides long. NCBI's taxonomy places the organism in Eukaryota, Metazoa, Arthropoda, Insecta, Coleoptera, Nitidulidae. The record is from the annotation of a GenBank genome assembly.
AUUAUUUGUCCAAUUACAUUAUUAAAUUGUAUACCUAUUUAUAUAAAAAAGCAAAACUAAAAUUUGUAAUUUUGUUAGUUUUGGUUAUAAACUCAACAUGUUGUUUAAUUGUAGCUGUGUCCCAUUAUUAUUAGUGUUGUUUUUUUCAUAUUUUUUAACUGAGGCAAGGAUAACGGUUUUUGUGAUGGAGGAAUGUUUACGCGAAACAAAUACACCAUGGACGUCAUCUCAAAUAUCUACCAAAGUCGCCAAUCAACGUUUAUUGUGCCUGCACAAGUGCAUUUACAAGAAAUCUGGUAUUAUCGAUGAUAAAGGAAAUUUCCUAAUAAACUCAAUCAGGGAAGAAAUGACGAACUCCACCCUGAACGACAAUUACAAGGAAGAGUUAUUUGACUGUCUUGAACUCAUUGAAAAAAUAACGAAUUGUGACGAUAUACGUUUGAUUAAUAAUUGUUUUGGAAAUGGUGUUAUAAUAAACAAGAGAAACUACUAAUUG